GAUUCAUAAUAAUACAAACUGUAGUUAAAGUUGUUUGUAUGAGGAUAAUAUUUAAAUAUGGGUGAUUGUUGUUCGAAAGAAGUAGAUUCUGAUUCAUUUCUGGAUCCUAUGCGGCCAACUAACCAGAAAACUAAUACAUUUUCUGAUAUUCGAGUGGAUUCAAAGACUCGAUACGACGAACUAGCAGUGGAGCUGUUAAAGAGAGAUCUCAGAGAUUUUCCUGAUAUGUUUAUGUUGAAUAAUAUGUUAAUGACAAUCAUGUUUUUUGAAAAUUAUCGAAAGGAUAUACAAAAACUUUCGUUAUCUAGUAAUAACAAAAUAGAAAAAGACAUUAACAAAACAUUGGUUAAGAACGAGAACAUGGAAUGUAUUUGCCCCGAUACGGUAUUUGAAACGGUGAACUCCAAUUUAAAGUACAUGCCCAUGCACGGAAAUAAUAAAUAUCAUUCGCAACCUUUAUUACCACGCAGGCUCUAUGUUGUUACUGAUUGCUUAGAUGUUAUAAGUAGUAUGGAUGUUCCACAAUACACUUCGAUCGAUAAACCUGUUUAUCAAGUUAGAAUAGAGGAAUCUACCAGAAAAGGUUUCGUAAGGCUCAAGCAAUUAGAUCACAGUAAGGUACCAAAAAUAUAUUCAUCGCCCUCGGAACAACCAGGGACAAGUAGUUCCAAUGUUAAUGAGCCUUUCUAUGAAUACGCUACAAUACAGGAUCUGAAAACACCAAAGCGACUAGAAAUAGUGAAAAACUCUGAUCAAAGAGAUAGUUUACCAGCCACGUGUUUUACCACACGAAAAAUUAGGAAGCCAAACCAUGAGCUACUAGAUCUUCAAGAAGAACUUGAAGAAAAUUCGGAGCUCACAGAGGAAGAUUUUUUCGAUAAAGUAAUUUAUGUGGACGCUAAAGGAUUUAUGAAUUAUUUCAAAAAUGUUCUUUUUCCAAAUUCAUUAGGAAGGUCCUUGGGAUUCCAUCAGCAUGAAAUAGAAUUCGCGAAAUCUAUCCCGGGAACAAUAUUUUGUAAUUUAUCCGAUAAAGAAGAUAAUCCCAUACCUUGUGAGGUUAUUCCUUCAGUAGCGAUAGAGUGGCCAACAGAACAAACAUUCGAAUUUCUAAUGCGAGAAGAUAGACCGACAAUUACCGAUACAAAUACGGGAGUACGUUAUAAAUGGCCUACGGAUGAAAUGAUCAAAGAUAUAAGAACACUGAAUUGUGUUCUUGUACCUAAAGGUUAUUGGAAGAAAAAAGGAGAAUACUUAGAUGCUACUUUAGAAUGGGAAAUUGCAUUUCCUAAAGCUGAAAGAUACCUUGAAGCUCGAAUGUCUCAUGCCCAAAUGAGGUGUUUUUUGCUCCUAAUACUUAUUCACAAACAUUAUAUAGAGCCUUUCACUCAACAACAGGGUCUUUUAGUGGAGCACAUUAGAUGUCACAUGUACUGGGAAUGUGAAUCCAAUUACAAAGACUGGCCAGAAUAUCGACUGGGCUCUAAGUUAUUGAAAGUUAUUGAAAACUUGAUUAAACGACUCGCCAAAAGUGAAUUACCCGAUUUUUUUAUUAAACAGAAGAAUCAUUUUAGAAAUAUCCAAAAGAAGUAUUUGCUGUUUGCACAAAAAGUAUUGCAUGAAUUGAUUCAGUCUCCUACAGUUUAUUUGAUUAAAGCUUUGAGAUGUAUACAAUAUUCCAAACGAAAAUUUUAUCGUCCAUACGAUUACAAGGAUCUCUAUAUUAAAAUAACACAAUUACAAGGUUAUAAAUUGGUUAAUCCCAACUUAGAUCGGACAGUCAAUUUCAGAAGAAUAGUUUAUCAAGAUCCCGAGACCCAAUGGCGACAUUUACAAGAAUUGACGAGAAGGAAGCAGUAUUUGGAAACAACCAAAUCAGAGACUGAAGAAUUGGAUACUGCUUCUGUUGAUUCUAUAGAUUUAGAUGUAACUUGGACGAAACAGUUGGAGAUAUUCAAAUCAAAAGCCAUUUUUACUGAAUUCAUAACGGCUUUUAUCAAUAUAGCAAGAGACGGCUUAAGAAUUAGUGGAAACGGACAACAAUCGUUAUUUUAUUUAAAACAAGCCACAUAUUUAACAAACAUCCUUGAAACAAUAGCAGCAGCUUUCAAGCCGGAAGCUCUAGAAUUUAGAGCUCAGAUUACAAUAGAAGAGGAACGAUGCAAGAGAUCAAUGGCUAUGAGGAUAUCAGAUGUGCCUCCAGAAACACCAGUCAGAAACUCGAUUCAGUUUGACGUCCAGACAUCUCAACAACUUAAAAAUAAUGUACUCAAUUUGACUAACUUACAUAAAGCAUAUAAUGAGACUGAAGUGAAAAUUUCGACUUCUUUUAAAACUGUGUCACCAGUAGCAAGAGUAAAAUCUGAUGUGCAGCGACAAAGUAUAGGAACCAUAAAAGCUGUUGCUUUUCAAAGUCCUUGAAAGACAUCAUUUUUAGUGACAGCCAAACAAGCAUUGUGUGAUAAAAUGAAAGAUCACUGCCACCUCAAUUCUUAGAACUACCUUAGUGACAAGUGACAUACUUAUCCUUAAGUUAUAAGAUAGAUGUGUUAAUUAAUUGUUAUGUUUAUUACUGCAACAUAAAAAUUUGACAAUAACAUUUGUCACAUUGAAAUAAAAGGUUAGGAACUAAUAUGUGAAAAAAUAAAAUGUAAAUUAUUUUUAUAAACUAGAAACGCUAAGCACUUCAAUUUUUUAUUGAUAGGAAUCGAAUUAACUUCUAAUUAAUAAAUGUUUUCCUUAAUUCUAUCAGUAAACUUCCGUCCUUUCUAUAUUUGAUUGCUUUUAUAAUCGAUACGUUUGUCUCUCGAUUAUUCUCCUUGGCUCCUGAAGAACUUUAUUAGCUAGAAUACUUCGGAAUAUUCGAAAAUCAAGAUGCUGAGGCAUAGGAAAGAAAAGAAUGUAAAAUCGGAACUUCAUCCGAGGAAAUUUCAAUUAUAAAAAUUGCCAAACUCUAUUUUUUUAAUUUCAAAAUUAUUAAUUGUAAGUAUUAAGGUGCGUUGUACGUUGUUUUUAAAAUCAAAUCUUUUUUGAUGACUUGUUAUGGUUUCAUAAAAUGUAAUUUUAAAUUUGAAGGGAUUCGGUGAUCUGUGUUCAGACAUCCUAUUUCCAAAUAAAUAAAAUACAGGUAAAUAUUUUGAGCUUUUUGUUACGAAUUAUAGCUUUCCUUUUGCAAAUGAUCCGAUUUUUUCCAAAUUGAGCUGAGCAUCAGCUCAUCUAUUCUCACUUUGAUGUGGUGAGUCAAAUGGAAUGAUAAAUUGAGACAUUCAUUCAGUUCAUUGUAUUCUAAUCCACUUCUAAUGCACUUGGCAAUAAAAAAAUAAAAUUAAAAUAAAUUCCAAAAUAAUAACCAUCAUAGUCAUGGUCAUCAAAUCACUAGGCUCUAAUUAAAAAACAAGUAAAUAUAAGUUCUUUCCGUAAAACAAAAGUCGGUGUUGCAUCGGUAAGAUAUAUCUUUAAGCUUCAAUAAGUCUUCUAUGCUCGAAGUUUGAAGUAAAUAACUUUAUCAAAAUGCUAUCCUAGUUAGAGCAUAGAUAUUGAAGCUUAUACGGUAUUAUUUUAAAUGGAGAAUUCUAGUGAUAAUUAUAAAUCUGAAAAUAUAUUGAGGUUAAUAAAUAAUUGAAUUAGUAAAAA
Molecule: messenger RNA, 3630 nt
Organism: Diorhabda sublineata
Lineage: Eukaryota; Metazoa; Arthropoda; Insecta; Coleoptera; Chrysomelidae
Exons: 8
Coding region: 58-2418 (786 amino acids)
Source: RefSeq, a predicted model, not a curated record